UAUAUAAGCCUGUCCAACGCAUGUUGUUCGGUCAUACUCUGUCAGACUGUCGUCUAUUGACCACAGAAGGAGCACCAAUAGUUUUAUCAACAUGAAGUUUUUUAACAUGAGAAAUGGUGCAGCAGUUUCUGUUUGGCUGCUUUUUUUUCAAGUGUCGAUAAAAUUCUCCGAAUCGAGCUCUUCUCGUUUAGUUGGAAUUAACAGUAAAAGUCGUUCAUCACGAAAACCUGUCAACAUUCAACGCGUGACUCGCAACGAAGAAAUGCUAACGAGACAAAAUAAUCAACGAACAGAUCAUGGAAAAGAUGUCGUCACGAAUACUAAAGAUACUAACGAAUCUUCCAUAGCAACAAUUGAUGACUUUUCGGAAACAAAAGUCGAGUCUUUUAAUGCCACUGCGCUACCUACAAUCGAAGAAGAGAUAAGUCCAAUUAACCUAGCAGCGCUCAACAAAGUCGAGCAGCUGGCAUUUCCUUUGGAUGCUGACAUAUCUAGCUUACCUAUUUCGGAUCCUAUUGGAACUUCAUCUUUCCUCAACAUCCUGGAUGAAUCUGAAUCCAACUCGGACACAGAAAACUCAACUCACCAGCUAGAAGAUUCUCUUAUUGAUCCUAAGAUGAUAGAAUCGGAGCCGUUUCUCACCAUUCUGGUAAACUCCCCGCCUCAAGUAGUGACAGAGCCAUCGAAACCCGAUUCCUCGCCCGCUUCGCCUUCCGGUUCAGUAAAUGUUCCGCUUUCCUAUCUACAUUUGCGUGUUCCAAUACCUCCAUCAGCCUCAGCAAUUGCCAUCGCACCCCUAACCUUAUUACCGUAUAAACCGGUGAGCCCGAUCCCGCCCUCUUUAGUAGAAGCCCCAGAAAAUGUCGAGAUAAGUUCUUCAGCAGCUAAAUCUAUGACUCAUUCAUCGACUUCACCCGAAAAAAUAUCCAAGUCUACGAAUCUUACAGUUUUGCCGUUAAACACCUCUACUUCAGUGAAAAUAGAUUUGAAAUCGAAUUCUGGUCAGCAGGUAUUAACGCAUAACUCUGAUAAACAUCAGAAUGUUUACCAGAUAUUACCGCCACUGUUAGGAGUAAUAUACCGUGUCGCACCCCAAACUUGGAUUGCGCCUCCUUCUCUCGAUCAGGAGUUUCAGUUCGAUCAAUCUAAUAAAUUUAACCUAGCUACCUCGUACGGUAUUCCUCAUGCCGGGCAUUCGUUAUAUGGAAACAACCAUCGCCAAAAGUUCGGAUCGCCUCCAACACUAAGGGCCUUAGGAUUCCCUCCAAUAUCCAGCACUCGCGAUAAUCUGCGUCAUGAAGUCAACUGGGCCAGAGUCGGUCAAACUUUUCGGUCGACAAAUUUUGAUUAGUUAAUUAUAAUUUUUUAUUUCAAUUUUGUGUCCUCGGGGUUAUUUUUAUUAACAUGGAUUUAUUAUACUUUGAUAUUUCUUUUAUUUUUACUUUUUUUUAAAUUGUGGCACUGCAAUGACAUCACCGAUAUUACCCAAACGCACAACAGUAUAGCAUAUGCAUAUCUCCAUUUAUUAUUUGUACAUCUCAUUUUGCCAUAUUGAUUCAAUCUACCAGAGAAACUCCUUCGACAUUACCAUCUGUGCGAGCUUUACAACAUUAUUUUAUUUGGUGUGAACUUGCUUUUGUUGGUUGACUUUCGCAUGUUAUUACGUUUCCGAUGGUUUCCGAGUACUGCUAUCUUAAAUACUAUACAGUAUUUUAUGUUGUACUGUUUGUUUCGGUUUAUCUUUUAUUUUUAGUAGGGUGAUAAUUCUGUAAAUAAAGAAAACAAAUUAA
Messenger RNA from Daphnia pulex (common water flea), 1790 nucleotides. RefSeq lists its product as uncharacterized. The record is from RefSeq and is a predicted model, not a curated record. The coding region runs from base 92 to 1351 and encodes 419 amino acids. The transcript is spliced from 2 exons. Lineage: Eukaryota; Metazoa; Arthropoda; Branchiopoda; Diplostraca; Daphniidae.